Molecule: messenger RNA, 3505 nt
Organism: Populus nigra (black poplar)
Lineage: Eukaryota; Viridiplantae; Streptophyta; Magnoliopsida; Malpighiales; Salicaceae
Product: pentatricopeptide repeat-containing protein At3g02490, mitochondrial
Exons: 3
Coding region: 101-2080 (659 amino acids)
Biological process (GO): RNA splicing
Molecular function (GO): protein binding
Source: RefSeq, a predicted model, not a curated record
AAGUGGAAACACACCUCUGGCUCGCUCACUUCUUAGCACACACCAUUCCUAAAUCUCCGAUUCUCAAGCUCCUCAAAAACCCUAACUUUACACUGUAGCAAUGAGACACUCAUGGAGAGUUCUUCUCUACCGAAAGUAUCCGCUAUCAUCUCUCAAAAUUUCCAAUCAUUUCCAGGUACUACAGCAACACUCUCCUUCUCUACUUCGCUCACUGUCUCCUUCACUUCACACACUUGCACUACAAAACUCUCAUUUCUCUGAAACCCUACAAAAACCCAAUAUUUGUAACAAAACCCCAUUAUUUGCUCGUAAUUUCUCAUCUGAAGCAUCAUUAGUUGAGCACACAAAAGACCCGGAUCAUGUUUUGCUUGUUUGUGACGCUUUUACCAAGUUUGAUGAAUUUGAUGAUAUUAGUAAAGAAUUGGAAUUGAAUAGUGUUGUUAUUAGUCAUGACUUGGUUUUGAAAGUUUUGAAGUCAUUGGAAUCAAAACCGGAAGUGGCCAAGAGGUUUUUUGAUUGGGUUUUGGAGAAGGAUAGUGGGAGAUUGAGCUCUAAAAGUUAUAACUGGAUGUUAGGGAUUUUGGGGGUUAAUGGUUUGGUUGUGGAAUUUUGGGAUUUAGUUGACAAAAUGAAGAUAAAGGGUCAUGGCGUGUCAGGGGUCACGCGCGAUAGAGUGCAGGAGAAGUUUGAGAAAGAAGGGUUAAAUGAUGAUUUAGAGAAGUUAAAAGGGGUUUUUGCAAUGGGAUCAGUGGAUAACUCGGUGGAAAAGAUUGGUUUGAGAGUGAGUAGGAUUGUUAGGAAUAAGGUUUGGGGAGAGGAUGUUGAAGGGGAAAUUAAGCAUUUGUGUGUAGAGUUUUCGAGUGACUUAGUGAAGAUUGUGUUGGAGCAUUUAGUGAUGGAGCCAGUGAAAGCAUUGAUAUUUUUUAGGUGGGUUGAGGACAGUGAGUUGUGUAAGCAUGAUGGAAGGAGUUAUAAUGCAAUGGCUAGGGUUUUGGGGAGGGAGGAUUGCAUUGACAGGUUUUGGAAGGUAAUUGAUGAAAUGAGGAGUAAUGGGUUUGAAAUGGAGACGGGGACUUUUGAUACUGUUUUAGCACGGUUUAUGAGUAGGAAAAUGAUUAAGGAGGCCAUAGAUUUAUACGAGUUUGCAAUGACUGGUGCAAAUAAGCCUUCAGCUAAAUGUUGCACCUAUUUGUUGAGGAAAAUAGUAGUUGGUAAACAGUUGGAUAUGGGUUUGUUUUCAAGAGUUGUGGAAAUCUUUACUGGCCACGGGAAUGUUUUGACAGAUGCUAUGCUUGAUGCAGUUCUUAAAGCUCUAACUAAUGUUGGUAAAUUUGGUGAGUGCAAUAAGGUUUUAAGAGAAAUGAAGGUAGCUGGCUUUGUAGCUAGUGGUAAUUUGCAGAGAAAGAUUGCAUUUGGGCUUACUAGUGCUGGUAAGAAUGAUGAAGCAAAUGAAUUUGUGAAUCAUAUGGAAUCAUCUGGUAGAGAUUUGAGUUACAAGGCUUGGGCAUCUUUAAUUGAAGGGCAUUGUGUAUCUGGGGAUCUUGAAAAAGCAUCUGACUGUUUCAAAAUAAUGGUUGAGAAAAAGGGAGUUUCUGGUGCUGGUUAUGCCAUUGAGUUGUUGGUAAAUGCAUAUUGCCGCAAGAACAGAGCGAUGGAUGCAUGCAAUCUUUUGCGUGAUUAUGUCUGUCAAAAUCAUUUAUGCCCUUGGCAGACUACAUACAAAGUAUUGAUAAGUAAAUUACUGGUUCAGGGUGCCUUUAAGGAUGCCUUAAACCUGUUGGGUUUGAUGCAAAGCCAUGGCAUUCCACCCUUUAUAGAUCCAUUUUUUGAGUUCGUAUCAAAGUCUGGAACAGGUGAUGAUGCCAUUGCUUUUAUGAAUGCUAUGACCACUAAGAAGUUUCCAUCUAUAACUGUUGCUCUUCGAAUGUUUAAAGCCUUUUUCAAGGCCAAAAGGCAUGGCGAAGCACAAGAUUUCUUGUCUAAAUGCCCAAUUUACAUUCGGAACCGUGCUGAUGUUUUGAAUCUCUUCUGUUCCAAGAAGUUUAGUAACGAUACUACCGCUACAGAUGUAUCUGUGUAGGCUUUUGUUGGAGUAUAUGACGUAGAGUAUUCUGUGAUGUCAAUGCAGAAUGUCAUUGUUUCACAAAUUUUGAACCCUAUGGGUAAGCAACUGUCCAGUUUCUUACUGAUAGUGUGCUAGUUCCCCUCGCCCCCUUUCUGAAUGCUCUCCAGAGAUGUUCACCUGUUUGUGCUGAUCUUCCAUUAUUACUGUUGCUCGCAUUGAAAGGAUCAAUUCCUAUCCGGUCUAAGCUAUUUCACCAUUACUCAUUGUAACCUGUCACUCUUCAUCACUCCUUAGUUCCCUUUUCCUGUGAUCCGUGUAUCAUGUUAGCUGUGGAGAACUAGUGCCUUCCAAUUGUAUUUUCUUUGUUUCACAGAAUAUAAGUUGCACUUAAUGGUAGGAAAGAUUGGUUUCUCCAGUUCUACCUGCCGCCAUUGCAGCUUAGAAUUUAUGUUGUGUGCAGUUUAUGCGAAGGUUGGAUAUGACUUUACAAUAUCCUUUAGCUUUGUAUCCUAAACUAUUCAAGUAACUAGUCCAUGUCAUAACACUUGUAUUCCUGAGGGAUUUAGUUCUAGGGUUGACAUAAUGGCAUUGACAUUGCACUGUGUUUCCCAAGUAAAUUUUAUAUGAUUUCUUUCUCUAGUCAGUCAAGAAUGUGUUUCCCAAGCCCUAACGAAAUUAAUUCCGAAAUCAAAUAUGUAUGAAAAUGUCAGGCAAGUCAAGAAUGUGUUGCCGUCCUAGACAAAGCUAGGAGAUGAAUUUUCACCCUGCUGUGAUUUAGCUGUAACAGACUGACAGAAUAGAGAAAUUCUAUCUGGGAUUGGUGUCAGGAAAAAUACUGCUUGUUCUGCUUCUUACAGGACAAAUCAAUCGAAAUAUAAUGCCCAAGGUCGCAUAUGUCUUUGGAACAAGAAGAGGUUUUAGAUGGUGAUGUAAUGCAAGGCUCAGAAUUUGAACCUGAAAUGGCACAUUUUCUCAUAGCAGGAUCAUGGACGCUAGAUACUUGCAAACUUGAUUACGGGAGCUGAGUCGGUAUCUUGAAAAUUAAUGUUCCAAAGCCACAGCAUAAAGAUAGGAGAAGGGUUAGCACUUAGCACGAAGCUGUGAUGAAGUCUAUAUAAAUGCUACUUCUGACUUGCCUCCUAUGCUCAUUUUUACCCAUUAUAUGCGUUGCAAACGCAGAAACUAUUCUACAAUCAAAGUUCUUGUAUCUUGCAAGUCUGCUUAUGUUGUGGAUCUCUGUCAUUGUGUUUCAACUUUCCAUCUUAUACUUCACUGUGAGAUCCAUCCAAAUGUUUCUAGUAGAUUGAGAAAGGUUCCAGAACAUCAAGUUAAAAUCAGUAACCGAAAUAUUUGCUGAGUAGAUUUUCAUUACAUAUAUCCUUGAUUUAUGUUUGUACAAAAACCAAAGAAUCAUCUAAUAUUUGCUUUUAUAUUGAUUAA